GGGAAGAGGGGAAGACCAUCCAAGGAAGUAAAGUGAGCUCCUUAAGAAAAACCUUUUCUACUUGUGAAUUAUCAAACAGAGAUAAACAGGAUGGCUCACCUGGAAGAAGCAAUGAAAUGUGUGUGUCUCUUCCACCACAGAUGCCAAAUGAGAAUGAGACAGUGGUGGAUGAGAGCUGGAAGGCUGGUGGCUCUGAUGGGAACGAUCUCAGUCCAGCUCAAAGAGUGAAGGUGGACAAAUACUUAGAUUUGGAAGAUAUAGACACAGAUGAAGAGACAUGCAGUGCAGGGUCAUUAGUUCUCCCAGGAGAGGUGGAACAGGCAGUGACUUACUGUACACCCUUUUUGGAUAAGCCUUCUGCACUGAAGUUCAGAACCUUGUUGGGUCCACAGCUGUUGGACAGCAAAGCCCAAGAGCUACUAGGGGAUGAUGUUCAACCGUUCUCAAUUGAUGACGAAUUUGAUUACGACAGUGUGGAACUGACCCCUAAGUUCUCCGAAGCUGAGCUGAAGGGCAUUUUAGAACUGUCUGAAGAGAAGAAAAUGGGGACAGAUGUCAAGUCAGCAUGA
Leptosomus discolor (cuckoo roller) is the source of this 569-nucleotide messenger RNA. Lineage: Eukaryota; Metazoa; Chordata; Aves; Leptosomiformes; Leptosomidae. The record is from RefSeq and is a predicted model, not a curated record.